Molecule: messenger RNA, 6567 nt
Organism: Bactrocera oleae (olive fruit fly)
Lineage: Eukaryota; Metazoa; Arthropoda; Insecta; Diptera; Tephritidae
Molecular function (GO): microtubule binding
Source: RefSeq, a predicted model, not a curated record
CAAAAAUCCCCCGCUGAACCCUCCCCGAGGGUGCCGACUGGUAAUAGAUACCACAGUUUCACUACGUAAGCAGGGACGGGCUGGCUCGCCCCUGUUGUAGCAGUGAGGUAUCUAGCUAAGGUCAGACUUCCUACCUGGGUGUUCGUUGCUCCUUAAUAGCACAACAUUCAGAUAGGGAGUCUUACUAUGGUUGGGGGUACUUAAAGGGCUGGAUCAAGGUGUCAUGCGACCCGUGCCGAGGAUCAACAUGGCUGGGGGCCCUUAAAUAGCCCAGUCUCGAACGGAGCUUACGGAUACCUGGCGCCCUCCAUAAUAAGAUAGCCUUACUUGCGUAAAGGGGGCUAUGCGCAGGCGGACAUACUUUCCCCUACACUCGUGGGUCCAAAUAUGAGCCAAAUCAACAAAAAUAAAAAUGCAAAUUUUAAGGAGUCCGGAGCUCCUAUAAAAAAGCCGGAGGGAGGUGGUAGUUUUCAGAAAAGAGUAGCGUUCGUUACUAACUCGAGAAUAGCCAGCGUGAGGACAGGAGCGAAGCUUGGUCCUGGUGAUAAGGCAAGCACUGGCUCGGAAGCUAAGGCUGACUCCAAGAAAGGGACAGCACUGGAGGCAGCCAUUACCUUACCCUGUAGCCAAAGCUUGGCUGCUAAGCAGGGGGAGGAAGGAGAAGCCAAAAGUGCUGCUGCUACUAGUGCGUCAGCCAGAGAAUGGCCGGUUUUUAGAAUCGAAGACCCAGCGAAGGCGAGGUAUGCGGAAAAGCGACGUGCUGCAUACCUCCUGAGAAAGGUAGAGCUGCAACCGCCAAACAAGGAGGAGCUAACGGAGGAACUCCAAAACUCUAUUGACUGCGCGAGAGCAGUUCUACCUAAUUUUAAACUGGAACCGCCAGUAGUGGCAGCCAAGAGACAAAGGUCAGCUGAAGAGGCUAAGCCGUCGGCCAAGAGACCGAAGACUAAGAGCGUAACGCCCGCAAAAUCAUUUGCUGAUGUAGCCCGGAACCGUAUUAUCAUUGGUGUGCUGGAUGAAGGAGAUCCCGAAGGAAAAAUCCCCAGAGCCCAAUGGAAAUGGGUGCAAGCCGCACUGACUAAUGUGGCAAUGGAAGUGCUAUUAAGCAAUCCAGGUCCACCCCCGUCAUGUACGGAUGCCGGAUGGUACCAGGGCCAAAUUAAAAUGAUAGCUUGUGACGACGAAAGAUCGGUCCAGCUAUAUAAGGCCGCAAUAGCCAAUGUAGGGGAGGUCUACCCUGGAGCCAGGCUUGUAGCGGUAGACAAGAAGGAUAUCCCAUCCCGACCAAGGGCUAGGGUAUGGAUCCCGGCAACACCAUCGCAGCCGGACCAGAUAAUGCAGCUCAUCAGAGCCUGCAACCCGAAUCUGCCCACUGGGGGAUGGAGAUUUGUCAAGGCCUUCGAAGACCCCGCAGCUGAAUCUUGUAUGGAGACGAAACGAGCCACAAUGCAGAUUCUGCUGUUGUUAACAAAAAAAUCCUUAGAACCCCUGUCGAAAAGUGACGGGGAAAUCAACUACGGAUUUACAAAAGUGAAGGUCAUGACCUACAAGUCGGACGCCGAUGCAGUAGACAACUUGGAAUCGGAAACGGAAUGUGAAGACGAGGAAGAUCCAACGCAGUCCUCGAGUGACGUGGAAAACACUGAGCAAGCAAACUAGCUUCUCUAGCCCUAAUUAACCGCAUGACAGUAAAGCAGCCCGACUUCGUCCUCGUUCAGGUGCCACAGGUUAAUGGAGGGCGUAUUUGCGGAUUGAGGACACUGGGUUAUAAUUUAUACAUGGACAAACUGUCUAUAAUUAUUAAGAUACCACAGCAGUGAGCUGGGAGACGGGCAGCAGAAAAUACCGGCUGGUGUUAUGCUACAUGCUGUAUGAUGAAGUAGAGGUACCACGAAGCAUCCAGGUUCUUGACUAUACUUGGGUGCGAUUUCAAUGCACAUCACACGUUAUGGAGCAGCACGUAUAUCAAUGAAAAAGGCUUUCGUUUAAUGGAAUAUUUUGUGUACCAAAUUUCAUCAAUAUGUCAAUUUUUACUGAAGUUAUCGCUUGCACGGACAGACAGUCACUCGGAUUUCAAGUCGUCUCGUCACCCUGAUCAUUUAUGGAGUAUAAAAUGUUGUGAAACAAUUCAACAAUCAUUAUUUGACAAAAAGGUGAAAGACUUACAAUCAUGUUUGAUAUCUUAUUAAAUUCUAUUACAGGAUGUAGACCAACUUAGUCUCAUUAUAUUUUGCUUCAAAUCUGAGAUAUUGGUAUUAUAAAUAGCAACUAAUUAACUCAAAUGAUAUACAUGUGAUAAAAACUCAGCCAAAAAAGCCAGAUUUAAUACAUUGGGUAUAUGAAAAACAAAUUACCCAGUGAAACGGAAAUUAUUAUAAUAAGGAUAAGGGUAUUAACUACGCUCUAGAGCAAUUUCAUUGAUAUGUGCUAAACCACAUUAUGCUUAUGAAAACUUUGAAAUAUCACAUAAAUUGACCAACAUAAACGGCUUAAAGCCGUAAAUCAUUAUAUUGGGUAUAGUUCUGGACUGAUUGUGUUAACUUGUGCCUUUACUCAAAUAUAUUCGACAUAAAGUCUGCUAAAUUAACGUAAAUCAAUAAAUGUAGUAUAUGGUAGCUCGGGUAAUUUGUUGACCAAUUUUAACCAUUUUCUGAAUUAAAUUGUAAUACAUAUUUACAUAUGUAUAACCAAUAUUAUAUGUUCACAUAAUUUUGCUAAGUUAUCUUACAAAUUGGCUUCUUUACGAUAUCUCAUAUAUUAGCCAGUAUAUACGGUAUAAAGUCAAUCGGAAGUUUAAAAGCCUUUUUAGACUCGAUUUUUAGUAUUAUAUCCGUUAGAAGUAUGUUCUGUGGUUCUAUUUCGCCAAUUUUCACACCGUAAUAUAUGAAUAUCAAGAUAAUAGCAUCUAACGAAUUUGAUUGAAUUGGUCCUGCAAUAUGGGUUUUUACCUAAAGGUGUCCAAUUUUGAUACCGGGACCUAUAACGUCCUGUUUUUAUCGUCUCAGGUGCAAAACUUAAUUUUAAUUUAAGUCUGAGGGGGGCCGAAAGAUUUGUCCUAAGCAAUUUUGUUUAUUUAACUUGACCGGUUUUGGAAAUAUAUAUAUAAUAUUAAACCUAUUAGAGGGCAGGACCACACCCACUUUUUCAGAAUUUUUAAAAACACAGAUGCUCCACCCUAAUGCGUUUCGUUGUAACAAAUAAAUUUAUUUCAUCUUAUUGUAGAGUUAAAUUGAACUACUCGUCAUCCCGAUCAUUAAAUACAUACAAAUGGUAUAUGUAAUAUAUAACUCUAUAUCUAUCCCGAUUAGUUUUAGGUGUUAUAAACAACCGUUAGAUGAACACAACUAUUAUACUUUCUGUUGCAACAUGUUGAAAUUAAGGGACAAAGCCCUUUCUUCUACAAAAUUUAACAGUAGCAUUAGAUUAACUGUAUUAUUGAUUCAACAAAACCACAAUGCUCCCGAGUAACCCAGAACUAGAGGUCGUAUACGUGACAGAGAGAAUAACAAGCAUAAUAUUUCUCAGCUGUUAUUGAUAACCAACUAGUUAUACCGUUACUUUGAAUGGGAGAAUGGAAAUUUACUAAAGUCGCAAAAGCAAUUGGCACGGAACCAUCGAAUUACAGACAAAAAAAAUUUAUUUGCACGGUGUUAAUGACAGAAAUAAAACGUUACUGCAAACCGUAGUUUUGCAUGAAGAGGCAAGCUCACCAAUUAUGGAUCACAUCAAAUUAAGUGAACAGUGGUAUUAGGGUAUUAACAAUCGGACGGUACGACUUUGGCUCAUGCACUGCGAGUAUAGAAAUCGAGUGUGGGUGUUUAUGCUCGAUGAACUAUGAACGAGUCCACAAAGCGGACUACUAUUCAGUCAAUUUUUAAUGUCUAUGAGCAAGAAAGUGAAAUUUCUGUUCUACAAGUAUAUUUGUGUGAUGGUCAAAAAAUUUGUAGUAUGUUUUGAAGAAAUUAUUACAAGUAUAUAUACAUAUAUACUUAAGUGAUGUAUGUAUGUAUUGUAUAUAGUAUAUAGCGUUUUUUGUACUACCAGUUUAUUCGAAUGUCAAAUAACAUUUGGCUGACCAGCCGCCCUAUGCAAACUAUUCUUUAUAAAUAUUUGAUGGAAUACAAAAGUCACGAGAUUGUGGCGGUCAUUGUUUUAUACCACUAAGGUGGUUGGUUGUUGACCUUGUUUAAAAAUACUUAUCGGUCAAUUCAACAAUUCCGUUUUGCCUUUUUAAAUAAGUUUAUAUUCAAAAUUCUACAUUCUUUUCAUUAUCUAUGUUACCUCGAGUACCGAAAAAUAAUUAAUAAACAAAAAUCCUUUUCAUUACUGGAUUAAUCUAUUAUCGAGAUCAAGGUUAGUUCAAAGACUUUUCAACCCAUGUAGUAGAACGGUGUAGGCCGUAAAAGCCUUUCGAUAUUAAUAGGUCACGUCGAGCAAAUGUAUCGUGAUAGGUAGAAUGCUUACAAAAACUAACGAUCACCCUAGAGCACGGAUACAUAUGAAUGUUUCUAGUUUAGUGGUGGAUAUUCUUGUCUGUGUUUUUACAGUAGCUUGUAACAAAUUCAUUAAAAAUUUAACGACAUUGUUGUGAAACGGUAAUUGUACGGGUCAAUUGUAAAUCGCAUAAUGGCAACAGAGUUAAGUUCAAUUGAACAUGAAUCGAACGAGUCGGAUGAAGACUGUGAGGUAUACUUCCUUAAACCCGUCAACGAGUAUAACAUUGCGGAGAAAAUCAAAGAAGCGAACAAAGUAUUAUUUGAAGAAAUGACGGAAGUUAAUGAGAAGAUAGUCUGUAUGGAUGCCAUCGAUAUCGCUGAAGAUUUAUCAACAGAACCAGGGGCUGGAGUCCCACUACGCAAAGUGACAUUUGCACCUAAUUUAGAAACUUACGAACCGGAUAAUGCACUCUUGGAAACACUGAAACUUACACGCGAAUUCGAGGAAGCAGUUGCCGAGGCAAAGGAGCUCGAUAGAAAAUUAACGACUAUUUGUGAAUAUCAAACGAUUAUCGAAGAAACAACUAAUACAGAAGUGGCUGCGACAGAUACGACAGACCAUAGUGUCGCAGAAGCUCUUCUUUCAACAGAUGUGACACAAGUGGGUGCAACAAUUAUACAAGAGUCAACAGUGGAUGUCUCAAACCCAAUAGGAUCUGAGUCAACCCCUCAGAUAGAUGUCGAAUAUGAUAUUGUGGAAGAGAUUUGUGAGGAAAUUGUAGUAAUGGAGAUGGAAAAUAAGGAAAUAAUACCAGGUACAAUAAAUAUACCAAUCGACAAUUCGCGUCGCAUGGUAAAAAUGCGUACAUUUGAUUGCGCCGAAGAAGAUCCACCCGAUACAAAUGAAGAAGAGCAGGACCAUAAAAGUCUGACUAACCUCCUAACUUCCGAUGGAGAAGAAGAGUGCUGCAGCGCUGCCACAUUCGAUAUUAAUGAGGACAAUAGCGACCUUGAUGUAGACGAUAUUGAUGCAGAUACGAGUACAAACGAAGCCGAAAGCAAAACAAAAAUGCUUGCCGACGAAGUAUCCAACUUCUCGAAUAAUGAUGUGACAAAUACGGAGGGUUGUGACAAUGACGACGAUGACGAUGACCUCUCAAUUAUAGUUGCGUCUUAUCUUCCCGAUGAUUUCGAUCAGAAACGCUUGAGCAGUGGUCGCCUCAAACCCAUUAACAAAUCACGACGCUUACUCGCCCCACUAAAUAAACGCUUUUCUUUCCGUGGUAAGUCACUAGCUCGUAAUGCCAUCGGCACAACAAGCCAUGAUGGAGAUGGCUGCAGCAGUGUUCAUAGCGCCUCAUCUCGUGCGCGUCGACCCCAGUUACCACCACCCGAAGUCACCGAUUUAAAAUUAAACUACCGUACCUGUUGCGAAUAUCGGCGUCACUUGUCGCAACCUGAGAAACUACCCAAAUAUACAGGAUAUCUAUCAGAAUACGGCCUGAGUCGCCAACAACUCGAGGUGCGCGAAGAGAAUAUGCAACGGCAACAGCGUAAUGUACUGCAGCAGACGUUAAAGGCCAACGAUGCAGAGAUGCGCAAAAUGCAUGACAAUGAACGGGCCUUCACCACAUGGUUGCGCAACAAAAUGCGCUUCCCCAUCAAUAAGACUCGCAACAUGUUUGAUGUGAAACACCGCAGUCUAGAUGCUGGAUUUGGCGGUGGCUCUGGUGCUUGUGGCGGCAAUAGUGCAGUGCGAAAUGCUAGUGGAAAGCGGAAAUGAAAUCACUAGUGAUGAUCAUGAUAGCAGCUCUUUGAAUAGUGUAUUGUUAAGAGCUUAUUUUAAUUACCCAGAAUCUCCUCCUAUUGUGCAAUUUAUCGAUUUUCAAAAGGUUGAAAAUAGUAAUAGUCUUGGGUUAGUGAAAUCAUGUUUGAGCCAGAGAUAUGGAGUGGAUAGAAGCAGGAGAGCAAACGGAACCAAACACAAUGAAUUUGGUUUUUGUACUUGGUGAAACUACGCAACUGUUAAUGUCGGAUUAUCUUUAGCUUUGUCCUAUGUAUUCUCGUUCAUAUUUUAAUUGUAGAAAAUUUAAAUUAAAUUAAAAAAGUAAUCUGUUUUAAUACUGGAAAA